AUGCAAACAGUAGUGCGGAGCGUAUGUCGUAGCUGUCAGUACUGCAAAAUCAAGAAAGCAGCUCCAGUUCCACCGAUGAUGGGACCGCUUCCGAAGGUUCGUCUGACUCCCUUCAUUCGUCCAUUUACGUACGUCGGCGUGGACUACCUGGGUCAUUUGGAAGUGAAAGUCGGUCGCAGUAUUGUGAAGCGGUUUAUAUGUUUGUUCACAUGCCUCACAGUUCGAGCAGUUCAUCUGGAGCUAGCACACAGUCUGUCAACGAAGUCUUGCGUAAUGGCUUUCAGGCGUUUCGCGAACCGACGAGGAGCUCCGCUGGAAGUAUUCUCGGACAAUGGUACCAAUUUUGUGGGAGCUAGUCGUCAGUUGACAGAAGAGAUCCAGCGAAUCAAGGCCAUUAACGAGGAUUGUGCGGCUACGUUCACCAACGCCCGUACGCAGUGGCACUUCAACGUUCCUGCAGCCCCUCAUAUGGGAGGUCCGUGGGAGCGAAUGGUGAAGUCCGUAAAAGUAGCAAUGGUAGCAAUAUCCGACAGUCCGCAUCAUCUGAGUGACGAGGUUUUCGAAACCAUUAUGUUGGAAGCAGAGGGCAUCGUUAACAGUCGUCCACUGACCUAUGUACCCUUGGAAGCAGCAGAUCAAGAAGCGCUUACUCCGAAUCACUUCUUGCUCUACGGUUCAAGCGGUAUCAAGCAGCCUACAGUUGAUCAAUGGGUGUUGGAGUAUUUGCCAAUGCUAACAAGGAGGACAAAGUGGUUCGAGAACGUGAAACCUUUGGAGCCUGGUGACUUGGUCGUGAUAAUAGAUGAGCAGACACAGAGCAGUUGGGAAAGAGGACGGAUUCUGGAGGUCUUUCCGGGCAAAUCAGGCCAAGUGCGACGGGCAGUAGUACAGACAGCUCGAGGAGUCUUCGCCAGGCCGGCAGUGAUGCUGGCAGUCCUGAAUGAGGCGAGCAACGAAAAGAAGGCGGAUGAAGUCGCACCGGAAACGGAAGUAGUUCACGGGGUGGGGAAUGUUACCGGCAACACUGUUGACCGCGAAACGAUGGUGAAACCACCGUCCGUUCCCUCGUAA
Aedes albopictus (Asian tiger mosquito) is the source of this 1071-nucleotide messenger RNA. RefSeq lists its product as uncharacterized. Lineage: Eukaryota; Metazoa; Arthropoda; Insecta; Diptera; Culicidae. The record is from RefSeq and is a predicted model, not a curated record. Gene Ontology annotation, biological process: DNA integration. The transcript has 2 exons. Gene Ontology annotation, molecular function: nucleic acid binding. The coding region runs from base 1 to 1071 and encodes 356 amino acids.